Molecule: messenger RNA, 1644 nt
Organism: Mytilus californianus (California mussel)
Lineage: Eukaryota; Metazoa; Mollusca; Bivalvia; Mytilida; Mytilidae
Product: YEATS domain-containing protein 4-like
Exons: 8
Coding region: 121-807 (228 amino acids)
Biological process (GO): regulation of DNA-templated transcription
Source: RefSeq, a predicted model, not a curated record
CUAAAGCGCUUGUAACGAAUACAAGAAAUAUUUUUUUCUUUGCCUUUGGCAAGCGGUAUGAUAGAUGUUACCACUGUUUUCUCCUUUUCUUAUCACAAUUAUAGGUUUUGCUAAAGAAAAAUGGCAGAGUAUGGUGCAGAUUCUGGAGGUAGAGUCAAGGGAGUUACAAUCGUGAAGCCCCUUAUUUAUGGGAAUAUUGCCAGAUAUUUUGGAAAGAAGAGGGAGGAAGAUGGCCACACCCAUCAGUGGACUGUAUAUGUUAAACCAUUUAAAAAUGAGGACAUGUCAGCUUAUGUGAAGAAAAUAAAUUUCAAACUACAUGACAGUUAUCCUAAUUCAAACAGAGUAAUAACAAAGCCUCCGUAUGAAGUAACAGAAACAGGAUGGGGAGAAUUUGAAGUGGUUAUUAAGAUUUAUUUCAACGAUCCAAAUGAAAGACCUGUGACAUUGUAUCAUCUUUUGAAGCUCUUCCAGAGUGAAACAGACAUCAUGUUGGGAAAGAAAUCAUUAGUCGUAGAAUUUUAUGAUGAGCUGGUGUUUCAAGAUCCUACUGUCAUGAUGCAAAACAUACUACAAAGUCUCCGACCUAUUUCUAUGGGGUCAUAUAAACAUGAAACUGAUUUUGAGGAAAAGAAAGAAAAAACAAAGGGGAACAUAGUAUCAGCAAAGAACAAAAUCCAAUAUGAAAUUCAAGAAUUAAAUGAAAGACUAAAACAGAGAAAAGAAAUGAUACAAAAACUGAAAGAUGAAUUAUCAAAAGUAGAUGAACAUAUAAACAUAGAAGAACUUGUAGAGGCUGUUACAUAAUUUAAUGUGAAUCUAAUUACCACUGGGUGUGUUCAAUAUUAUGACAGUCAAAUGCAUGAGUUUUGACGAAAGAUUGUGUAAAUUAUGGAUGUUCUAUGUUGUCUAUUGUAAAUAGAUAAAUGGAUUUAGGAAAUAAGACAUGAAGAUAAGGAGGAACUGCUUUCAAACAAAUCAAAACAUUGAAAAAGAAUAUAUUUGAUCAUUUACAAAUGUUUGAGACAAUUUUGUUGACUUCAUAUAGGUUUUUUUGUGUCUCAGUUGAUCAUAUCUGGCAAUAAAGAAAAAAAAAAGAAAACAAAUAAUAGUUUAAACAAUUGCCAUCACAAGAUACCAUUCAACUGUAAAAAUAGUAUGCAAUACCAGCCUUAUGUUAGCAAUAGAUAAUCUGUAACUGUUCAAACUUUUAUACUAUCAAAAAUUGUUGAUAUCAUGGUCCAUCUGUGUGUAAUUCAUAAAAAUAAUUUAUGAAAAAAUACAAGAAAUCACCAGUCUCAUUUUAAUCAAUUGUAAUUGACUAGAAAAGUCAGUUUACCUUCUCAAGGUCUAUUGUUCUUUGUGGGCACUCUGACUUCCGCCGCACUUUUUGCCAAUAGAUCUGAAAGUUGAGUUAAUCACCAACAAAUCAAUCUUGAAAUGCAUCUUUUCAAAACAAUAUUUUGACAAAGAAUGGAGAUUAAUCGACACAGAUGGACAUAAAAAGCAUGACAUUGUUGCAUUGUUACAUGUCAUCAAUUUUCUAAGAUUUUUAAGUAUCACAUCCUGUUUCUGAUCUAAAAAAUUAUUAGCCAGUAGGAUCAUAGGGAAAAUGUACAAACUGCUGAUAAAUAAUUAAACAUU